Cryptococcus amylolentus CBS 6039 is the source of this 1605-nucleotide messenger RNA. RefSeq lists its product as hypothetical. Gene Ontology annotation, biological process: medium-chain fatty acid biosynthetic process; medium-chain fatty acid catabolic process. Lineage: Eukaryota; Fungi; Basidiomycota; Tremellomycetes; Tremellales; Cryptococcaceae. The coding region runs from base 55 to 1605 and encodes 516 amino acids. The transcript has 6 exons. The record is from RefSeq and is a predicted model, not a curated record. Gene Ontology annotation, molecular function: acetylesterase activity; monoacylglycerol lipase activity.
UCCCCCUCUCCCUUGUCCUUCUUGUCCUUACCUCCUGCUUCAAAGCACACCCCAAUGUCCUCCCUCCGCUCAUUCCUCUCAACACUCUACACAUACACCCUCGGCUUCCUCCUCUCCGCCCUCAGCGACGGCCUGUACUCGGUUUUUGGUUUGAUCAAUAUGGUUCGGUGGAGUAGUGAUAUUGUCAAGGUUAGGCCGGUGAAGCCUGGAUUGGUGGAUUUGACGACGAGGGUUAUGACUGGAGGGAAAGGGGAGGGGAGGGGCGGGGGGAAGGGGGGGAAGGGGGUGACGGUGAAUGAGUGGGUGGAGGAGAAUGUACCGAGUUUGAAGGAGAGGUUUACCCCCGCUGCUUGGUUGCCAAAUGGACAUUUGCAGACGCUUUUUAGUGCUGCUGGGGAUUUUACGAAAGUGGACAAGGUGCAUUAUGUGCGAACCUAUCUCCGACUGCCUGAUGGAGGUACACUAGGGAUCGAUGUGACGCCGGAAGAUCACCACAAGCUCGCGCCGGACGCGCCGACCGUGGUGGUGUGUCAUGGUCUUACAGGCGGGAGCCAUGAGAGUUAUGUAAGGAAUAUACUUGGGUGGGUUAUCAAGCCCAAGAGCGAGGGUGGGCUGGGGGGACGGGGGGUUGUCGUAAAUUUUCGCGGGUGCGCCGGUGUACCCGUCACUUCGGACCAGCUCUACUCUGCGGGUACGACCAUGGACCUAGCUCUCGCGCUGCACCACAUCUCGGCGCGCUACCCCUCGUCGAAACUGCUCGGUAUUGGCUUUUCCCUCGGCGCGAGCGUCUUGGCAAGGUACCUCGGGGAGUAUGGGGAGGACGCGCUGCUGACGAGCGGGGUGGUACUGGGCUGUCCGUGGGAUCUGACGGCCAUGUCGCAUAAACUCGAGAACGACUGGUUCACUGCGCGGGUCUACUCGUCCACCCUGGGGAAGAACGUCCUCCGCUUAUUCUUUCGCGCAUACGACAAGAACCCGGCGCUGUUUGACGCGGUGGAGAGCCCCGUGGCGGGGUAUAUGGAUGAGCUGAAGAAGCUAAGGAAAGAGGCUGGGAGCGGGACGAGGUUGAGGGGGGUGGAUGAUGUGUUGACGUGCAAGAUUGGGGGACCGAGGGGGAUUGGGGCGUGGCCGUUUGAGAGUGCUGCAGAGUAUUAUGCGUGGGCGAGCCCGAGUAAUGUGUUGAGUGGUGUCAAGGUUCCACUGUUCGCGAUCAAUGCGUUUGACGAUCCUGUGGUGGACGGCCUCGCGCUGCCUCUGGCAGGGAUGCAAGCGUCAACGCACAUCUACACGGCCAUCACCCGCGGCGGCGGCCAUCUCGGCUGGUUCGACGGCCCCCUCUUCGGCUCGCCCGCCAAGACCAAGCACAGGUGGAUCCUGAAACCCGUGUCGGAAUGGUUUGAGGCGUGUGCGAGGGAUCUGAGGUCGCCGGGGGAAGAUGCGCGGGCGGCGGUGGAGGUGGAAGAGGUGGAUGGGUGGGAGUGGGUCAGGGAGGCUAGGUACAAGAUUCCUGGGGUUGAGAGAGUGGGGUGGAAGGUGCUGCGGGAGGGGGAGGUGGUGGCUGGGGAAGAGGACGAGGGCGAGGGCGGGCUGGUGCAGGGGCUAUAG